Messenger RNA from Spirodela intermedia, 2731 nucleotides. NCBI's taxonomy places the organism in Eukaryota, Viridiplantae, Streptophyta, Magnoliopsida, Alismatales, Araceae. The record is from the annotation of a GenBank genome assembly.
AUGGGUCUCAGGGUGCUGCGGGCUCUCGUCCGGCCCCUGGCGAUCACUAGGCGGCUUUCGCAGAUGCCGUCCCUUCCUCUGCCGCAGGGAAGCAGGAGCGGCCUGAUCUUGAAGGAGACGGCGGUCUGCCGGCCGGCCCCCUUCCAUUUUCCGUGGGCGGCGUCGGGUGUCGUCGCGGGAUCCGGUUUCCACAGCCUGACCGACACUCGUUUCCCCAAAAGGAGACCGGGUUUUGCGCCCCGCAGGAAAAGGGCCAGCCUCAGACCUCCAGGUGAUCGCCCUUUCUCGUCACUCAUACAUUAUCUCUUCCUCUCCGUCCCUCACUCUCUGAGACGUGAUAACCAAUGCCUGGGUUUUCUCACUUUGUCGCCCUGUACUGGUUCAUUCAAACUCUCCAAGUCGAUGAAAUUAGUGCAAAUGUGGACGAGAUUGUCGACGAUAUCUCUGUGUACUAGAAAUCUCUAGGUAGCAAAAUUUUUCUGCGCGCGCGCUGGUGUGUAUCCCCAUCCUAUAUGCUUUGGAGGUAUGGAUUGGGAUUGGGGCCGGAUAACUGUUUGCAUAAGCCGCAGAUCACCAUGGGUUGGAUUUUCACCUUGCCUUACAUCUCAUAAGAGCUCAACUGAAUUUUUAGGAGAAGGUUGUGUCCAUUGUAUGAGGGCUUUACAUGCUUGACGGAUCAUUCUUUGAAGAUUGUCAUCAGUUUCUCUGGGAGAGACGCAGCAAAAUCAGAGUUGGAGAAUUCUUUCAAGUUCCGAGGACUAAGAGUACCCGGAAUGUUUAACAAACCCUAGAAGUCCCAGUUUCAAAGAUAAGGUAUGGGAAUAUGCUUCUUCAACUCCAGGAAAAAGUCAGCGCCAUUAUCUUGAGACUCAAUAAAUCAAGUUAUCAUGGGCCUUUCCCUGAGGUCAAUUACAGCCUGCCAUUUUCUUGAAACGGUUUACUGGAUAAAAUGUUCUGCUGCCAAAGUGCAGUCCCCUGAGUUUGUGCUUCUCCUUCGUGGGCAAUUUUUUACUUUCCAGCUUUUAACGUAAGCAGCCUGGCUCUUGGUCAUCGAUGAUUUUCGAUAUACCAAAAACUGAUUAGAGCAAUCAAGCUUCUUCUUUUUUCUUUUCCAUUUGGAGAAGACAUAUAAUUAGUUACCUCUCAUUAAUAGAAAAAGGAUCUUAUAAGACCAGACUAGUCACCCUCUAGCAGGAGUUGGAUGUUUGGUACUUGAUGUUUGUAGGUUGGAUUUAACUGAAGUUUUUGGAUUUAUGUGUGUAUCGCCUGUUCAACGUGCUCAAAUCAGGAUCGCUACAAGUGUAACCUAUUGGUAAAUUUUUGCUAGAAAUAGGUACAAAAUGCUAGCAUCGGAUUCCAAAGUAUUCAGCCACUUGACCAUAGAACAUGGUCAAACGCUAGUUCUCUUGUACCACUAAUAUCUGCCCGUUGCAUUACUAGAUCGUAUUCCUGAUGUCCUCCUAAUCUUGCCUGUGUGAUGACUUUCAAAAUUUGAGGGGCAACAUGUUUUGGUUGCUUACCCCUUGAGGUGCUUGGUGUGGUGUACGAUUAAUAACGAUAAUAUUGGACAAAUGGGAUGGUAUGUCGAUUAUUUUUAUUGUUCAUAUAAAGUUUAGUUUUGAAAAAAAUCACAUCGGAGCCAUUUCAAGGAUGCCUAAAUCAGCUGGUGAUCCCACAGCUCCGGGGCUUCUUUGCUCACAUGGAAGCCGCAACGGGUGAUACCUCUGUAUAAAAUUAUUCUGUGCGUCUUGCAGAUUAGAAGGGCGAAGAGGUUCCUUUCACCAAGUUUCGUUCAUUGGCAAAAACUCUAUGCUGGUCCGAAUACUUUGACUUCUCCCGUUUAAGCAUGCCUGUUCGAAUGGUGUAGGCCCCUAUGCCUGGGUGCAGCACGCCCCUGGAGAGCCAACACCAAGCAGCCAACCUAACAGAGGUAGUAUAAAGGCUAGAGGAAGGAAGGCGAAGAAGCGGAUCAAACAGGUCAAGGCAUUUAUACUGGUGAGUAUCCUUGGGUGAUGUGGUUGCUUUUUGUCCUAAGAAAAUCAGUGCGGCCGCCCACUGUUGCAUUGAUGAGCUUCAUCUUCAAAUUUCUUGUUCAUCCCGUUUGACAUAGCUUUGCCAUGCUUUCUUUGGUCACUUGAGAACCCGAUAAUUUUUCUUGCCCAGCCGUGCCUUUGCAAUCCGUGGUUGCUUCGGUCUUCGACUUGUUUUUCAAUUACUGCCGCCGUGGUAAAUACUUUAUUAUGAGGAAGAACGCAAUCCAUUCAUGAUGAUUUGGAUGCCAUGCUGAAGUGGAGACAUGGCGAAGAAGAUGGUGAUAGGUGGAAAGAAAGUCGUCUUUACUAAGCUGUGAGAAAUAGCGAGGACUCCUGGUGGGCAUCCAGUAGGCCUCUCUCUUCUCAUGGAGAACCCACCGCUGCUCCCCAUUCGUCUCUCUAGGGUUUGGUGCUUGGUGUCGGAAGUUUGUUUUAUUCUCGUUGUUGGUUCCCAUGCUCGCUUCCUCUUCCCCUUGUUGAAGCUUUGGUUGAAACCGAUCAUAGACAUGUUUUGACAUUCAUGUCAACAGUCGGAGAAGAAGAAGCGCCAGGCUCAAUACACGGAGUCCAGAAAGAAGAAGAACAUGGAAAAGAUAGAGAGGAAGAUGGCUGCAGUUGCCAGGGAGAAGGCGUGGGCUCAGAGACUGGUUGAACUCCAGCAGCUGGAGGCCGCGAAGAGGUCGGCCAUGGCAUCGUGA